Molecule: messenger RNA, 2419 nt
Organism: Sphaeramia orbicularis (orbiculate cardinalfish)
Lineage: Eukaryota; Metazoa; Chordata; Actinopteri; Kurtiformes; Apogonidae
Product: b(0,+)-type amino acid transporter 1-like
Exons: 6
Coding region: 591-1997 (468 amino acids)
Biological process (GO): amino acid transmembrane transport
Cellular component (GO): membrane
Molecular function (GO): L-amino acid transmembrane transporter activity
Source: RefSeq, a predicted model, not a curated record
CUGCUCCAUGCCAAGAUGCAUCCACAGUAUAAAUUUGGUGCAGAUAUCUCAAUGCAUUCUUCAGGUAAUGCUAUUAUGUUAAAUGGACAGACUGAUGAUAAAACGAUUACAGUACCCCUCGGCCGAGGAGUCAAAACUGUUUAUUGACUUUCUUUGAUGUAAUUUACUUUCAUCCAGACAUAUAAAGCCAUAAAGUGAAGAGAUCAUAAAACCAGGAUCAGGAUUAUAAAUCAGCUGAUAAAUGUAUUUAGUAGUUGUCAAGAUUUCUGCCACUAUUAUCUGAUAAGACAUAUUGUUUGUAUAUGUUCCUUUUCUCAAACUGUAUGUAUUUGAUACUAAACACCUUGAGUUUAUUCUAGUAUUAUUGCUGCCAGUGUGAUUUGAGUAUUAAUCAUUUUAAUCUGUAAGAAUCUAAAGUACAUCUCUAUUCUGAAGCUCUGCCAAACAGCUGAAAUACAUUCAGUUCUAAGACCCACCCAAGUAAUUAUUAACUCCCUGAGCUGGAGCAGCAGUGACCUUAGCCACACAAUUACAGUGUUUUCUCCUUUGGAAUUGGUGUUAAACAACAGACAUCUGCAGCUGCUGUGACCAUGGGCGACAACACACAAAAACUAAGUCUGAAACGAGAAGUAGGGCUUGUUGGAGCCGUGUCCCUUAUCGGAGGGACUAUGAUUGGAUCUGGGAUCUUUAUGUCCCCACAGACAGUUCUGUCUUCCAUCGGCAGCCCUGGGGCCAGUUUGGUUGUGUGGGCAUCCUGUGGUCUCCUGGCAAUACUGGCAUCCUUCUGCUAUGCUGAGCUGGGCACCGUCAUCCGAGAAUCUGGGGGGGAGUACAUCUAUAUUCUCCGGACUUCAGGUCCUGUCGUUGCCUUCAUGUUAAUCUUCAGCUCUGUGUUGUUUGUGAGACCUGCUGGAGUUGCCGGCAUUGCACUCAGUUUUGCUCAGUAUGUUGUAGCUCCAUUCUACGCAGAGUGCCCCCCUCCAGUGUUGGUGGUGAAGUGUGUGGCUGCAGCUGCAAUAAUAGUCCUAGCUACAGUGAACUGCCUCAAUGUCCGCUUUUCAAUGUCUGUUCAAGUGUUUUUCAUGGCGGCCAAAGUUCUGGCCCUGGCCGUGAUCAUAAUUGGAGGUGUGGUGAUGCUUAUCAAUGGGCACACUGAAAACUUUGAAGACUCUUUUGAGAACACAAAUGUGGGCAUCAAUCCAAUUGGUAUUGCUUUCUACCAGGGACUAUGGUCCUAUGAUGGCUGGAACAAUCUGAAUUAUGUGACAGAAGAGCUCAAACGUCCAGAGGUGAAUCUUCCCAGAGCUGUUGUGAUCGCCAUAUCCUUGGUGACUGGUUUGUAUCUGCUGGUGAAUGUGAGCUACCUCACAGUAAUGACACCCACUGAGCUCAUGUCGUCCAAUGCAGUAGCAGUUACAUGGGGGAACAAGGUGUUAGGAAGUUGGGGCUGGAUCAUGUCUGUGGCUGCAGCUCUGUCUGCUUUUGGUUCACUGAACGGGACAUUUUUCAGCGGUGGCCGUGUGUGCUUUGUUGCUGCCAGAGAGGGACAUAUGCCAGAAAUUCUCGCUAUGGCUCACGUGCACAGACUGACGCCAUCUCCAGCGCUGAUCUUCACCACUAUCAUUUCCCUGGUGGUGCUGAUCCCUGGGGACUUCCAGAGCAUUGUCAACUACUUCAGCUUCACAGCUUGGUUUUUCUAUGCCAUCACUCUGUCUGGACUCCUGUAUCUCAAGAUUAAGAAACCAGAGCUCCCCAGGCCGUACACCGUUCCCAUCAUACUCCCUAUACUGGUCCUUAUUGCUGCGAUAUUCCUUGUGCUGGCCCCCAUCAUAGACAGUCCUCAGAUUGAAUAUCUGUAUGUGGCUUUAUUUAUCUUCAGUGGAGUUAUAGUCUAUGUGCCGUUCAUCCAUUACAAGCUGUGCCCAGGCCUGUUGACCAAGCUGACAGUGUUCCUGCAGCUGUUCCUCGAAGUCGCCCCGGCAGAAAAAAACCUGUGAUUUUGUAAACUAAAAACUAAAUAGAAGCCCAGCCUUUCACAUCUGCUGUUUUAAGUCUGUGUAGUUUGCUCCUCUUGUAUUAGACAUUACAGGUUACAUCCAAUAGCUAAUCAAUGUUACCUCCCACUUUUUCUGUCUGUAGAAAGUGCCUCAGGAAGCAUUCGUACCUUAUUUCUGUACUUGAAUGUCACAAUCUGAUAUGUACUAGUGCCUAUUUAUGCAUUGUCUACUUUGUAUUGAUUUUUUUAGUCAAACUGGAAGAGUAAAUUAUUUUGAAAUAAAUUUGUAAUUACUUCAUGUUGGUUGACCUGUUUAUCCUGACUUUCAUUUAAAGUGACAGCUUCCAUCUUUACAAGUAAUGUAUGAAUAUGAAACAUCAGCACAAGGCUUUUCCUGUCAUUGUGACACUCUAGCAAGGGAAA